AAAAACAAAAAAGCUCUCAUUUCUUUUCUACUUUUUUAUUAUUUUUAUAGGCAUGAGUGAAACCAUGCCAAAUAACCCCACAAAUUGGAUGCAAUUCUAUCAACCUCAAAGAUCUCCACAAACCACUAUGUUCUCCGAUGCCACAAUUGUCACCACCACGGCCUCUUCUGUAGUCAGUGCUCCAGAUCACCACCAACACCAACACCAACACCAACACGGCACCGGGCCAUCUGACGGGCGUGUUUCCAAGCCCAUCAGACGGCGAUCAAGGGCUUCUAGGCGAACACCAACCACCGUGUUGAACACGGAUACUACAAAUUUCCGUGCCAUGGUGCAACAGUUCACUGGUGGAUCUGUUGCACCAUCGCAGGGGGCCUACUUGGGUUUUGGGCCUAAUAAUCAGCAAAUUAUGAACCCCAAUACUUAUAAUAUCCAAUUUCAAGCGCAGCCAGUGCCGCAAAACCAAUUGCCUUACAUGUUCAGUACAUUGGGCAGUUCAACUACUCGACCAUCUCCUGCUGCUCAAGGUCGUGCUGGUAAUUUUCUCCAUACUUCUUCUCCUUCUAAUGAGAACAAGUCGGAAAAUAACUUCACGUUCUGAUUACUUAAAAAAAGAGAAAUUGACAUAAAUAGUCGUUCAAUUUUACCCAUUCCGUCGUUUUCACUACAUUAAUAUCGGUGCUCAGUACCUGUACAUAGCCCCUCAACAAUAUCCUUCCUCGUUGGUUCAUUUUAUAUUUUAUAUUAGUCUAGUUUAAAUUUAAAUUUUGUCGUAUUAAUCAUAUGUAAUUUUCUUGAUAUCUUUAUUUCUUUCCUUUUAACAAAAUACUGUUAUUUGGAGUAAUAGAGGUAUUUUUUUUUUAUAUAUUAGAUAAUUCAAAGGGAUUUUUUUCUUU
This is a messenger RNA of Solanum verrucosum, 896 nucleotides long. RefSeq names its product VQ motif-containing protein 22-like. NCBI's taxonomy places the organism in Eukaryota, Viridiplantae, Streptophyta, Magnoliopsida, Solanales, Solanaceae. The coding region runs from base 53 to 601 and encodes 182 amino acids. The record is from RefSeq and is a predicted model, not a curated record. The transcript has a single exon.